UGGGCUCGGAGCCAUUCUCCCAAAUGCGCAUGCGCGACGUUUUAACCUCGGUAUUAAAACAAAAGCGUCUCGGAUUGGAUUCUGUUAGCGCUACUUUUGUUUUGCUUUUCUUUCUUUAAAAAAAAAACAUAAUAAUGAACGCGGCGGUUGUCAAAAAGACGCAAGACGCGCUCGGAAAGGUGAUAAAGAAACCACCGCUGACUGAAAAACUGCUCGGCAAACCACCCUUUCGAUACCUGCACGACAUCUUUAGCGAGAUCAUCAGAACCACCGGGUUCAUGAAAGGCCUCUACAAAGACAGCGAACUCAAGUCGGAUAAUGUAAAGGACAAAGAAAGUAAGAUAGGCUUCCUUCAGAAAGCAAUCGAUGUGGUCAUACUGGUCAGCGGGGAGCCCCUCGCGGCCAAGCCGGCGCGUAUCGUGGCCGGCCACGAGCCCGAGAAGACCAACGAGCUGCUGCAGGCCAUUGCCCAGUGCUGCCUCAACAAGCUGUCCAGCGAGGAGGCGGUGAAACGAGUGCUGUCCGGUGAAAAGGCGGACUUGAAAACUAAGGCCACAUCCAAGUCCCAAGACAAAGAAAACCGCGAAGGGCCUGAGCAACAGCCGACGGAAGGAGAGAAGAGGAUCCGACGCAGCGGGAGCAGAGAAGACAAGGAGCCGCAGCAGCCCAGAGAGCAAGAAGGCCAGAGGCCAGAUGGCGAGCGCCGCCACGACGCCGAGCGUUCUGCCAAGAAUCACCGCCGCGACGGAGACAAGAGUCGCGAACGGGUGCGAGACCCGGACAAAGUCAGAGGAAAAGACAGAGACAAGGAGAAGGUCAAAGAGCACCGCAGAGAUCACGACAAGAGUCGAGACCGAGACGGAACCAGGCAAAGAGAUUCUCAAAGGGAGCCGGAGAGGAGCAAGGACAAAGCACGAGAAGUGGACAAAGAAGCCGAAAGGCGCCAAGACAAGAACACGAAUCGUGAGAGUGACAGCAAGGAGAGAAUAGCACAAGUGCAACAAAAAGCCAGCGAGGACCAGCCCAGAAAAUCAGCCAAGCCACUGGCAGCUGAAGCGGAGCCAUCCGAUGAGCCUGCGGAGAACGUUGAAAACCAGUCGGACAGUCCGGCAAGAAUACCUCGGCCGUCUUCUGCCAAAGGGCAAAGGAGGAAGCCCAGAACGGCGGGUCAGGAUGAAUCUGACAGUGAGGGCGAUGCCCAUCCUGCCAAGGAAAGUGGCGAUGCCGUGAGCUCCUCCAUUCCAUCUGAAAUGACCUCCAGCAACAAGCGAACGGCGGCACGGCCCAGCAGUGCGCGUCCGGCUCCUCCUCGAGUCAAGAAACAGGAGAGCUUCAAUGACGGCGUCCCGGCUGAGAGCGGGCUCUCCAGCGCCAAGCCGUCAGUCAUCCGAGAGGGCAAGAAGCGGUCCGACGACGAGGAUGAGGAAGACGAGCAGUUUUUGGUGGCGGAGGCGGCCCCUGAACCUUCGGAAGCUCGUGACAAGGAUGCUGCACAGGACCUCAUCGGCGAUGACAAUCAUGGUGGCCUUGUGAAAAAGAUCCUCGAGACCAAAAAGGACUAUGAAGCAUCACCAUCCUCCAUUCCACGGAAAGAGCCGGCGUCGGGCCAAGCCACGAAGAAGGAGCAGGACCUGGUGACGCGGGAGGUGGAGCGUCUACGCGCCUCCAUCCAGUCGGUGUGUCAGAGCGCGUUGCCGCUGGGCAAGAUCAUGGACUACGUGCAGGAGGACAUCGACGCCAUGCAAGCCGAGCUGCAAAGCUGGCGCAAGGAGAACAAGGAGCACGCGCAGGCUCUGCUGCAGGAACAGAAAGCCACAGAGUGGGCGUUAGAACCUCUCAAGGCGGAACUUUAUGAGCUGGACCAAAUGAUCAAGGAUUACCAGGACAAAAUUUCUGCGGCGAGGUCCAACAUUCUGAGAAAUGAAGAGAAGAUUCAGAAGAAAUUAACUGGAAUCAUCUCCUCUUCCACUUGAAGUGAGAUCAUCUUCCCAGAAAGAAAAUGCUGACAUCAGCGUGACGGAAGACACAACCUCCCCUUAUGCCUUGGAGCAAUAUUUUGCUCCAAGUUGGGGGAGGAAAAAAAAAGUCUUUCCACACUGGACCAUCCCUUAAGCUGUGCAGAUGCAGUCAACAUUUGUCGUAGUCCUGCAGCUGACCUGUGAGGGGCAGUGUGGUGCUAUUCAGCGUGCACGCUGCCUGAAAACACUUUAGAAGAAAACACAUUGUCGUCUCAAAAAUACGAGAAGAGGCUCGCCUUACAGUUGAACGCACUUUACUAAAACUGAUUGACUGCAGACAAAUAUUGUCAUAUGUAGUCCCCAUUUCACUCCUAUUAUGGGGCCUUUGAAUGUGAAAUCUCCAAAAACUAAACAAAAGCCGCUGGCUUGAUUGCGUGCCCUAUUCCGAAGUCAAGCACACGCCAAAAGAAGCAGUCAUGAUUAUUUUCUUCCGUUUCUGAGAUUAGUUUUGACAUUGGAGUUCUUUCUGAAUGUGCUGCACGCUUGGAUUUUGGUCUGACUCGCUCACUUCAAUGUUGCGCAGAAAUUGUAGCUCAGCAGUCGGGGAUGUGAUACGAAAUGGCCUUCCGAUGUCACACGCAAUCAAAUGGAUCCAUCUUCCAAACAUUCUCCUCAGCAAUCGUGUUCACAUCGUGUUUUUUGCCAGUCAAGUCUACAUUUCAGGCACAGCUGCACUUUUGACGCGUUGGAUAUAGAUUUGAAAGUAGAAUACAUUUUUAUUUUUGACAUAACGCCAUGUUGGAGUCCAUUAACACUAGAGUGAAAAUGUGACCAGAUCUGAGUCAUGAGAUUGUAGAAAGUCCAUUGUCAAGGAACUUACUAGUACACUGCACAUUAUUAUAGAGCACAUCAUUUGAUGUUUUUUGUAGUGAAGUACAAUAAUAAAUGGCUCCAAUAAA
Molecule: messenger RNA, 2917 nt
Organism: Syngnathus acus (greater pipefish)
Lineage: Eukaryota; Metazoa; Chordata; Actinopteri; Syngnathiformes; Syngnathidae
Gene: ift54
Product: TNF receptor-associated factor 3 interacting protein 1
Exons: 17
Coding region: 135-1973 (612 amino acids)
Biological process (GO): intraciliary transport; cilium assembly; regulation of microtubule cytoskeleton organization
Cellular component (GO): ciliary basal body; intraciliary transport particle B; axoneme
Molecular function (GO): microtubule binding
Source: RefSeq, a predicted model, not a curated record